Rattus norvegicus (Norway rat) is the source of this 8287-nucleotide messenger RNA. RefSeq names its product RAS protein-specific guanine nucleotide-releasing factor 2 (gene Rasgrf2). The record is from RefSeq and is a predicted model, not a curated record. Gene Ontology annotation, cellular component: plasma membrane; endoplasmic reticulum membrane; cytoplasm. NCBI's taxonomy places the organism in Eukaryota, Metazoa, Chordata, Mammalia, Rodentia, Muridae. Gene Ontology annotation, biological process: small GTPase-mediated signal transduction. Gene Ontology annotation, molecular function: guanyl-nucleotide exchange factor activity.
ACGUGCUUGUGUGCCUGUUCUUAUUGUAUUUGUGUGCAUGUGUGCUUUUGUGUACGAAUAUGAGCAUUGUGUGUUUGUGUGUGUGUAUUGGUCUCCAUGUGUGUGUUCAGUGUGCGUUUGCCUGUGUAUGUGUGAGGGCACAUUUGUGCGUGUUUGUGCUGUGAGCGGCUGGGUGCUACCACGCUCCUGCCCUUCCUGGGCGAUCUACUCCAUCCAGGCUUGGUCUGGGCAGAGGAGGAGGCCAGGGACCUGGCAGGCGAGUGGAGAGUGGAGGGUGUGCGCUGGUGCGAGCAGGCAGCGCCUCCGCGGCCGCCACCGCGCUGGCUUUACCCUUUAAAUCGGUCUCCAAGCCGAUUACUGCUGAUCUCCCACGUGACGUUUUACCUUCUGUCUCCCAGAGCGCGUUGCCCGAGGACAGUCCUCUAGCUGCCGCGCGCCACACAGCAUAGCUCAGCCCGCCGCAGAGGCAGGGCUCCCGCAACACUUCGGGUGGAGCGACACCGGUCCGGGCGCCCUCGGAGGGUCACUCGGCACCGGGCUUCCGGGGAUCGGGAGGUGUCAAGGGCCGGAGAGGGCGCGGUCGGGGAGGAGACCGUGCCCCAGCCUGGAUAGGAGCCCUAGGUCUGGGCGGCAAGCGGGGUGCCCUGUGGCAGGCGAACUGGGGUGCGUCCUUUCAGAGGGCACUCUGCGAUGACCCCGCCGCGGAGCUGAGGCUGCGACCCGAAAGCCCUCCGCGCCCUCGCCAUGCAGAAAAGUGUGCGCUACAACGAGGGGCACGCCCUGUACCUGGCCUUCCUGGCGCGCAAGGAGGGCACCAAGCGCGGUUUCCUGAGCAAAAAGGCUGCCGAGGCGAGCCGCUGGCACGAGAAGUGGUUCGCUCUCUAUCAGAAUGUGCUCUUUUACUUCGAAGGCGAACAGAGCGGCCGCCCAGCGGGCAUGUACCUCCUAGAGGGCUGCAGCUGUGAGCGGACGCCCGCCCCACCAAGGACCAACGCAGGACCCGCAGGCGCCCGGGACGCGCUGGACAAACAGUAUUACUUCACUGUCCUUUUUGGUCACGAAGGUCAGAAACCACUGGAGCUGCGCUGUGAGGAGGAGCAAGCAGGGAAAGAGUGGAUGGAGGCCAUUCACCAAGCCAGUUACGCAGACAUUUUGAUUGAGAGGGAAGUGUUAAUGCAAAAGUACAUUCAUCUAGUUCAGAUUGUGGAGACAGAAAAAAUUGCUGCUAACCAACUCCGACAUCAACUCGAAGAUCAAGAUACCGAAAUUGAAAGACUUAAAUCAGAGAUUGUUGCUCUUAAUAAGACCAAGGAACGGAUGCGCCCGUAUCAUACCCAUCAAGAGGAGGAGGAUCCAGACAUCAAGAAGAUCAAGAAGGUUCAGAGCUUCAUGAGAGGGUGGCUGUGCAGGAGGAAGUGGAAGACCAUCGUUCAGGACUACAUUUGUUCCCCCCAUGCUGAGAGCAUGAGGAAGAGGAACCAGAUUGUCUUCACGAUGGUGGAGGCCGAGUCAGAAUAUGUGCACCAGCUCUACAUCCUGGUGAACGGUUUCCUCAGGCCUCUGCGCAUGGCAGCCAGCUCCAAGAAGCCCCCCAUUAGCCAUGAUGAUGUCAGCAGCAUUUUCCUCAACAGUGAAACAAUCAUGUUUCUUCAUGAAAUAUUCCAUCAAGGUCUAAAGGCAAGGCUGGCAAAUUGGCCCACUUUGGUUUUAGCUGAUCUCUUUGAUAUUUUGCUGCCUAUGCUCAACAUUUAUCAAGAAUUUGUGCGUAAUCAUCAGUACAGCCUCCAAGUACUUGCCAACUGUAAGCAAAAUAGAGAUUUUGACAAGCUCUUAAAGCAGUAUGAAGGCAACCCUGCCUGUGAGGGAAGGAUGCUGGAGACAUUCUUGACUUACCCAAUGUUUCAGAUCCCCAGGUAUAUCAUCACGCUGCACGAACUCCUGGCUCACACCCCCCAUGAACACGUGGAGAGGAAAAGUCUGGAGUUCGCUAAGUCAAAGCUGGAGGAACUGUCCAGAGUGAUGCACGACGAAGUCAGUGACACCGAAAACAUACGGAAAAAUCUCGCCAUUGAGAGGAUGAUCGUGGAGGGCUGCGACAUUUUGCUAGACACCAGUCAAACUUUCAUCCGACAAGGUUCUCUUAUCCAAGUACCUUCUGUGGAGAGGGGGAAACUCAGUAAAGUCCGCCUGGGCUCCCUGUCUUUGAAAAAGGAAGGCGAGAGACAAUGUUUCUUAUUCACGAAGCACUUUCUGAUCUGUACCCGAAGUUCAGGAGGAAAGCUUCAUUUGCUCAAGACAGGUGGGGUUCUCUCCCUCAUUCAGUGUACGUUGAUCGAGGAGCCGGACACAAGUGAUGAUGACACCAAAGGUCCUGGUCACAUGUUCGGACAUCUGGAUUUUAAAAUUGUCGUGGAGCCUCCUGAUGCUGCCCCGUUCACUGUGGUCUUGCUAGCACCUUCGCGCCAGGAGAAGGCUGCCUGGAUGAGCGACAUCAGCCAGUGCGUGGACAAUAUCCGAUGCAAUGGAUUGAUGACUAUAGUCUUCGAAGAGAAUUCUAAAGUUACUGUGCCCCAUAUGAUAAAUAAAACACUCAAUUCCUGCAAAGUGCCCCAGAUCCGCUACGCCAGCGUGGAGCGCCUCUUGGAGCGGUUGACGGAUUUGCGGUUUCUGAGCAUCGAUUUCCUCAACACCUUCCUGCACACCUACCGCAUUUUCACCACGGCUGCCGUAGUGCUGGGGAAGCUCUCCGACAUCUACAAGAGGCCUUUCACCUCCAUUCCUGUCAGAUCACUAGAGUUAUUUUUUGCCACGAGCCAGAACAACAGAGAACAUUUGGUCGAUGGAAAAUCCCCACGUCUUUGUCGCAAGUUCUCUUCCCCACCUCCCCUGGCUGUAUCCAGAACGUCCUCCCCAGUGAGGGCCAGAAAGCUGUCUUUGACAUCUUCCUUGAACUCAAGGAUCGGAGCCUUGGACCUGACUACAUCCUCAUCUUCCAGUAGUCCCACCACUGUCCACAGUCCUGCUGCGUCCCCACCACCUCACACUGCUGUCCCAGAGUCUGCACCAGCCGACCGAGCAGGAGACUCCACAGACAUGUCACCUUGUAGAUCUCCCUCAACCACUCCCCGGCACCUCCGAUAUCGCCAGCCUGGAGGACAGGUAGCUGACAGCACCCACUGCGCUGUUUCACCUGCUUCUGCCUUUGCGAUCGCCACAGCAGCAGCAGGACAUGGGAGUCCGCCAGGAUUUAACAACGAGAGGACAUGUGACAAGGAGUUCAUCAUACGGAGAACAGCCACCAAUCGAGUCCUGAAUGUCCUCCGCCACUGGGUUUCAAAGCAUGCACAGGAUUUUGAACUCAAUAAUGAACUCAAAAUGAAUGUUCUGAACUUGCUAGAAGAAGUUCUACGAGACCCGGACCUUCUUCCUCAAGAAAGGAAAGCCACGGCGAACAUCCUGAGGGCUCUUUCACAAGAUGAUCAAGAUGACAUCCACCUAAAAUUAGAGGAUAUAAUUCAAAUGACAGACUGUCCAAAGGCCGAGUGCUUUGAGACAUUGUCAGCCAUGGAGCUGGCUGAGCAGAUCACUCUCCUGGACCACAUUGUUUUCAGAAGCAUCCCCUAUGAAGAGUUUCUUGGGCAGGGCUGGAUGAAGCUGGAUAAAAACGAAAGGACUCCUUAUAUCAUGAAAACCAGCCAGCACUUCAAUGAGAUGAGUAACCUGGUGGCCUCCCAGAUAAUGAAUUAUGCUGACAUCAGUUCCCGUGCCAAUGCCAUUGAGAAGUGGGUAGCAGUGGCGGACAUCUGCCGAUGUCUACACAACUACAAUGGUGUGCUGGAGAUCACCUCGGCCUUAAACAGAAGUGCCAUCUACAGGCUGAAGAAAACCUGGACCAAGGUGUCCAAGCAGACAAAAGCUCUGAUGGACAAACUUCAGAAGACUGUCUCGUCUGAAGGAAGAUUUAAAAACCUCAGAGAAACUCUCAAAAACUGUAACCCCCCAGCUGUCCCUUACCUUGGGAUGUACUUGACAGACCUGGCAUUCAUUGAAGAAGGGACACCGAACUUUACCGAAGAAGGCCUUGUCAAUUUCUCCAAAAUGCGAAUGAUAUCACACAUCAUUCGUGAGAUACGCCAGUUCCAGCAGACCGCUUACCGCAUAGACCAGCAGCCAAAGGUCAUACAAUACCUGCUUGACAAAGCCCUUGUCAUAGAUGAAGAUACACUCUAUGAGCUGUCACUCAAGAUUGAACCUCGACUCCCUGCCUGAAGAUCUGGCCCUGUCCCCGAGACCACUGGAAUUCCGUGGAAAGUGGGUCACGCAUGGCACAGGGGGGAACCAGAGGGACAACGCCUGCCUCCUUUCACCACCAAAGACGGAACCUAACUGUAAUUCUGUCUCCAGCAAGAGUGAAGCCCUGCUGCAUGGGCCAAAGGCAGAUGCUCCAGGCUUGGGUGGGAAGGUGUAAACGGUGAAGCCUGGGGAAGCUGAUGGCACAGUUUGCGUAAGGGGUACAGUACGGAGACGCUGGUAGCAAUUGUAAUGAAGUGGAAUGAAACUAAACCUUCCCUGCCCUGUGCUCUGUUAGAACUCAGGGACGAGGUCCCACAGAGAAGGCCUGCAAUGUUUCUUUGUCACUCUACCAGCCUGGGCACACCUCUACCAACGCCCUAGGACUCAAUUGCUUCUGUCACAGCUUCUUUAUGCCAAGCAUCAUGGCCAGGCUGAAGCUUCCUCUCUAGGCCCAGCACAAAAGCAGUUUCAGCACGCAGCAUGUGCAUGGCUCUCAGUGCGUUCUACGUGCAUGGAGUGGUGUCCUCUCAAAAUGGCCGUUUUUACCCUUUAGGCAAUAGGACAGGAAAUAAAAGAUUAAAAAUGCAGUGGAUUUGUGGGUAGCAUUUCCUUAAUGACAAGUAUCCAGUGUCCCAUAGGCUCGAGUGGGGGCUUCACUGAGAGAUUGGUGGCCCCAAGAAGCUGCCCCCUUGGAGAACCAAGCAUGGAGGUCUCAGUAAGAUGCAUGCCCAUGUCAGUCACCUGACCAAACUGUGGAAUGUGCUGUGAAGAGAAAUGACUUUUACUAAGGAAACGUAGGCCUAAAAAUCACCUUCGCUGGUUUCACUUAUUUUCCUUUCCCCCAAAUUACCCCAGAACCUUUUUCUGUUGUGUACAAACCCAUUGGGGUUCAUUGUGAGCACUGGCUAUACUUUGAAAAAGAGCAUUUUGUGGGCUUUUCUUUUUUCUUUCUUUUUCUGUUGGAGAGCUCACACUUGCUUGUGCUGUUGGCAGACAGUCCUUUCUCCUGUCUCAGACAUCUUUGUUUAAAAUGAUUUUGAGAUCAUUCUGCAUAAAAGAAAAAAAAACUCUAAGUGCAGGGGUAAUGGCCCGGAGCACACCACAGCUCUUACCGCAUAAAAACCAAAUGAAGGGGGUUUCCUUGCACCCCAAGCCUGGAUAAGUGGCCUUGGUCUCCUCACAAUGGUUCGUUGUUAAAGGAAUGGGGGUCUCCUCGACUGCCUCCCUCUCCUAGUCUCAGGAAGACCACUGCUUUAAAAGAAGGCAGCGAAGUGGGUAAUUAUUCUUUGAGCCUAGUGGACUGGGCAUUUUUCCCUUAGAGGAAUGAUGCUUAUUGAUGCUGACAGUGGUGACUGACCUGCCUGCUAUUUCUCCUCUUCCCUUGCAUUUUAAUUGCGUGGUAGAGCUAACAACGAGCUGGUGCUUUCCACUUGUUGGCUUAAGCGCUAGCAUCGGUGAUGUACCACAGAGCUAGCAAAGGCACAUUUACUGCAAGCAUUGGCCAUCCUUGUAUAUAACUGCAUAGAGAAAUACAAACUGAGUGAAAAAUAUUUACAGUAUAUGAACUCCACUCCAAAAGUCUUUUCGCUGGUUCCUAUUAGCCGACAGUGUAGCACUAAGUCCCACGGGGGGCACUUACAGACGCGUUCUCCUUUUUGUUCAUUUAUUUCCUGAGUUGCUUGUUUGUCCUCUUCGGUUUCGGAGAAGAGAUCAUUGCAUCGUGGUGCAUGAUGACAGCAUAGGAUGUUGGACGCUAACUGUGCAUACCUUGUGACUUGUUUCUCCGUGUUCGGAGGCCAAACAAGAUCGUAGAGAGAAAAAAGCAAAGGUCAGCAUUCUUGAGAGGACCACAGCAUACCAACUUCAUGAAAAACACCACUGGGAAAGGAGUACCCCCAUCGACUCCGACCCACCCUGCUUCCGCUCCACCCCGUCCCUGCCCUUCAGGGGAUGGCUCUGUGUGCACAUUGCUCAGGAGUUUGGGCUCCUAUUUCCCCAAUGUUGUAUUCCAGAGGCCAGUGCAGCCAUUCUUAGUUUAAAAAAAAUAAGAGGAAGGAAUUUCUAAUGCCCCUCAUCUGUUGAAACGCAGCUUUUCUGGGGAGCUUGUUCACAGUAGAAUGUUGGGAGUGCCCCCAGUGGUCAUUGUGGGUACUGCCAUCGCUUUUUACUCCAUUUCUUCACCUUGUUAGAGCUAAAGAUCGUAUGUGGGUUAGCCAAGGCAGGAAUGCACAUUUAGAAACAAAACACCUCCACUUGGUCACAUUUAAAACUCACCAGAGCAAUUUGUGAUUUUUCCUGUGAUUGUUGAAAGCCCCUGUUCUUUGAAGCUUUCUAUGUACUUGUAGGAUGCGACGCAUGUGCUCCAGUCUGUGUCUGCCAACACUCUGCUUUAGAAGACAGAUUCCUAAGAGCACUGGGAGUCCGGCUUCCAAAGAUGAAGAAGUGAACACGUGUACUGAAACAUUAACAGGAAAUCAACCUGCUUUCAUGCUUUCAAAUGAGUGCAUCAUCUCGCUAGUCGGUGGCGUGGCUGUGAGGAAGGAUUUGGGGGACGCCCAAGACAUCUCCACACUUAGUACAGAAACAAAUCUCUUACCGAAGCCCUCUACCAUAUGUGACAGUUGCAGGCUUGAAGUAUAAUCCUGUCAGUUUUUGUUAGCAAUUUAACAGGGGAAUAUAAAGAGGGGGUUUUAAGCUGCUGUGGAAAUAUUUUGGAGUGUCCCUGACACAAAGUCCCCUUUGCUGUCUGUUUCUGCAUCUCAAAGUACUACACACAAACAUGAAACUCACAGACGCCGGAUCAUCCGCUGUGAGCCGUUCAAUGUGAGCAUGGGCCCUUCCCCUUUCUUUCACGUUAGGUGAGACCAAACGGUGGGCGAGCAGACAUUGCAUCUUACCUAAAGAGGAGCGCAAUACAGCGGUCGUUCCCAAAUCUGUCAGCUUUCACAUUAAAAAAAAAAAAAAAAGGAUGUUUUAGCUUUUCUUUUCAACUUUAAUGUCAUUCCCCAACAAAAACAUCUCUUGUUUUAAAUGUUUCCUUGAAAUUUAAACUGCAAGCAUUACCAUUCCUACUGUGGUUGGAAUGGCAUGAGAGAUAAUAUACCAUACAAUGAUUUUAGCCCAGCUGAUGUCCGCAGCUGGAGGAGACUCCUGAACGGAAUUCAUUCAUUUCCAUCUCUGUGAGAAAUAAGACUGUAAGGCUGGUGACUUUUACACGCACCUCUACGGUUCCUGGAAAUCCGACUCUAGUCGGUGGAAUGUAAUGGGUAUUCUUUCCUUACCUUAAAGUGGGAGAGAACAGAAAUAGAGAAGAACCUUUUGUUGUAGGUGCUGACAUGUGAGCGAUCUAACAAAGUUUCCACUUCUGCUGACAUUUCAUUUGGGGGCAUGGCAUUAAGGUUACUGUUGAUUGUCCUUGAUCCGGUCUGCUCUAGGACAACACUCACCCUGUUUCACAAUGUCGAACCCUUGUCUCUGCACAUUUCAGUUUGAACCAGAAAGUCGGUGAUGAAAUAGCACUGGGCCAGACAUGAGCCUCAGCACAGCUCUGCACUGCCCACCGAAAAGUAUAAGCCAGUGUUUACACCUCUGAGUCUCGCUUUUCACAUCUGCAAAAUGGGAUUAAUCAUAAUUCCUGUGCUGUCUACCUCACUGGGCUGUCCUGAGGAUCAAAGGGGUCAGAAUGUAAACUGUAAAGUGCUGUACGGUUGUGAGGUGACCGACUGCCAUUCUCAGCUCUCUUUUGCAGAGGAAUUAAAUGUACUUAUUAUUUGUGUGUGUGUGUGUGUGUGUGUGUGUGUGUGUGUGUGUGUGUGUGUGUUUCUAUGUGCGAACACAUGUGAUGGUCAGUGAAACGCAUUGUUUGUGUCUGGCUACUUUGCACAUCUGCUGUCAUUUGUAACUCUAAAGGGUGGAUCUGUGUUGUGUCCAAGCACUUGCCAAGUGAGGUGUAGGUUAUGCCGAUAUGCAAAUUAAACGUCGCCUUUCUUCAGUA